GCAACCUUCAUGGCGAGUUGGUUUGGUGGGUGCUCUCUUGGGCUUAUCAUUGGGAAUUCAUUUUGCACUUGCAUUGUUCGGGCACUCCAUGGGAUAUGCCUCGUUGGAAAUGUGGGGAGUCUACGGGAUAUGCCUCAGUACGUUUCAUCUCUUGGAGUUUUUUGUUACAGCUCUUUCGAAUCCAACCCAACUGUCCAGUGAUUCAUACUUGGUGAACCACUCCAGAGCUUACACUGGGGCACACCUCUUUGCUGCGAUGGAGUUUACAUUCAUGUUUACCUUCUUCCCGGGAUGCUUUAGUCUAAGGAUAUCCAUGUUGGGAGUAGUAAUGGUUGUGAUUGGGCAGUUUAUUAGAUCACUAGCGAUGGUGACAUGUGGUGAAUCGUUCAAUCACUUAAUACAGAUGGAGAGGAAAGAUAGCCAUGUCUUAGUGACCCGCGGUAUCUACAAAUACCUUCGGCACCCUAGUUAUGUGGGCUUUCAUUGGUGGUCCUUUGGCACCCAACUAAUAUUGAAUAACCCAAUCUCGGCAUGCCUUUUCUUUGCAGCAUCGCUUCGUUUCUUCUCAAAGCGUAUUCCAUACGAAGAGCGGUCGUUGCUGCAUCACUUCCCAGACGAGUAUAUGUGGU
Messenger RNA from Cylindrotheca closterium, 629 nucleotides. Lineage: Eukaryota; Bacillariophyta; Bacillariophyceae; Bacillariales; Bacillariaceae. The record is from the annotation of a GenBank genome assembly.